AUGUACAUAUUAAUGCCAUUGUUUCUAUCAGAGGAUGAGGUUAAUGUCCAUUGCACUGACUUGGGACCCAUUUAUAGACAAGAGAGGGAGAAGCUGACUGAUACUGAACUGAUUAAAAUACUGUCAGACUUUAAGAAUAUUGGUAGACACAAGCUUCAGACUAUACCAGGUAGUCUCAAUGUAUCAAUAAUAGGAUCAGCAACACCUGGAGUAAUAUUCACUCCUUCCUAUCUUCCUGUUAAAAGCACUGUACCAAGACAACUGACACCUGAUACACAAGCCAGUCUUGAAGUGAGGGAGUUCCUCUCUUUGGAUUCAUACGACUCAUUCUCUCAUUGUUCCCCUCACAUCUCACACAUCAACCACUUCUAUGUCUAUCCAGUCUCUCUUAAAUAUGACACUCAGAAGAGCUUCCCAAAAGCUCGCAAUAUAGCAGUGACUAUUGAAGUGAGGGAUAAUGACACUGAUAGAUACACAAGACCACUAAAAGUGAUAUACAGUAAAUCAUCCAGUGAUGAGUUGUUAGUAGACAGUGUCACUACUCCAGUUCUGUAUCACUGUACCUACCCAUCCUUUUAUGAUGAGAUAAAGAUCCAGCUGCCUACGAGGAUCAAUAGACGUCAUCAUUUAUUAUUCACUUUCAAGCACAUCAGUUGUGAUAUUCAGAAGAUUGCUAAAGGAGGCGGGGCCAGUGGAAGAGGCUCAGUUAAACAUAACAGCAUUGAAACCAUUGUUGGUUAUUCUUGGUUGCCUCUGCUUGGAAAUGAUGGAAGGAUCAAUUCUGAGUCAUUGCUAUUACCAGUGUUAGCAGCUGCUGAAUUACCUCCUGCCUACUUAUCAAUAACAAGAAAAGAUCUUGAGAAGAAAGAAUUUCCUAUACCUGAUGGCGUGAAGUGGUAG
Molecule: messenger RNA, 900 nt
Organism: Amphimedon queenslandica
Lineage: Eukaryota; Metazoa; Porifera; Demospongiae; Haplosclerida; Niphatidae
Product: dedicator of cytokinesis protein 10-like
Exons: 11
Coding region: 1-900 (299 amino acids)
Biological process (GO): positive regulation of GTPase activity; small GTPase-mediated signal transduction
Molecular function (GO): guanyl-nucleotide exchange factor activity
Source: RefSeq, a predicted model, not a curated record